Molecule: messenger RNA, 3370 nt
Organism: Mizuhopecten yessoensis (Yesso scallop)
Lineage: Eukaryota; Metazoa; Mollusca; Bivalvia; Pectinida; Pectinidae
Product: vacuolar fusion protein CCZ1 homolog
Exons: 13
Coding region: 326-1720 (464 amino acids)
Biological process (GO): vesicle-mediated transport
Cellular component (GO): intracellular membrane-bounded organelle; Mon1-Ccz1 complex
Source: RefSeq, a predicted model, not a curated record
AAGAGUUCGUUUCCGGUUUUCUGCGAUUGCUGGUGGGAGGUGAGGUGAUAUAUCUAAUAUAAAGCCAGUAUAAUUCAGUGGAGCCUCUCUAGCAGCAGGAAAAUAAAUACAACUAUGUGUGUUAGACAUAUACUCUUUCUAUUGAAUCUGAUGAAUGUCUACAACUUGGUGUCAGAGAGGACAUUAUUGGAUUGAGAGUUGUUCCUGUUUAUAAGAAUGUAGGUCCUGCAUCAUGGCCUGAAUGAUACGAAGCUUAGCUGAGACUUGAUCAAUCACCAUCAUUUCUUGUUGUGCUAUUACUUGCAAAGGAAAGAUUGUGAAAACAAUGGGAACUAAAGGAAAUAUAACAUUAUUGAACUUUUUUGUCUUCAAUGCCACUUAUGGAGCAAGGGAAGGCGAGGAAGAAAAGAAGAUUAUGUUUUAUCAUCCAAAAUCAAAUGAUCUUGAUACGAGGAUAAAACAAGUUGGCCUUUGUGAAGCUGUUGUCAAAUUCACAGAGACAUUUUCUGACAAGCCGUGUAAUAGUAUACAUACACAGAAGACAAGGCAGUUGUUCUAUGAACCAGAGCCAGAGUUUUGGAUGGUCAUGACUGUCAGUAUCCCUUUCUCGGAGAAGAACAAAGACAACAACACAUACCUGGAAUACCACGAAGAGGAUGUGCAGGAUACUGUGUUUGAUGCUAUAAUGAGACAGGCCUACAGAAUGUUUCAGUUAUUUAAUGGUUCCUUUACCAACAUAUUAGCCAAGUCUAACAAUGACAUAAAGGCCUUACAAGUUCGACUGGAGCAUUUCUACACAAGGUAUUUGCAGACACUUAAGUUAGGUUCUGCAGACAUAUUGGAUAUAUUUUGUGGGAUUCAUUUUAUGCCAUUAGACAAAAACACAUAUCUGCGGGUACAGUGUUUUAUCAACCUACUGGAGGCCAUGUUUCCUGCUGUCAAGUACACAGCCUUCCUGUACAAUGACCAGCUUGUGUGGAGUGGCUUAGAACAGGAUGACAUGAGGAUUAUGUACAAGUAUUUAACCACAAGUCUGUUCCCCACAUACCAGGACCAGGAGCUCCAGAACAGCAGUGUGUCUCCAAGCCGAGUCCCCUCACCAGCAAACACUGCAGUGCACUACGGCAAAUACAUCACUGGACCCCCAAAUGUGCGGGAUGAGACGAACCUAGGAAAGAUUCCCCUGGUGUAUAUGAACACUGAGGUAGAAAAUGAGGAGUGUCACCUCCUUGUCUACAGAGCUCACAAUGCCAGUGUCUGUAUGCUUAUUAAUGUGUCCGUCCAAUUGAACUUUGAUCUCUGUCGAAAGCUGGAUAUAUUCUUGGGACCACAGCUUACACAGAUUGCAUCAGAUAUAGGAGAACAAUAUUCCAAACGGCCAAAUAACAGUGGUGAUCCUUUGUGCAAAUAUAUCUACUUCAACCACAUGAACUUGGCUCAGAAAUCCACGGUUCACUCUGACAAGAAAUCCAUGCCAGUCCAGAUCCCAGUGGAGACCCUCCGACUUCUCAGUGAUAUCAGCUCUGACAUGUCCAGAUGCAGUGAAGAUGGAGAAACCAUUGUGAAAACAACAGGGGACAGUUGGGUUGUUGGGAAAAAAUCGGACCAAAGAGAAUUCUACGUAGUGAUCAACCAGAAAAAUACAAAUCUUAUAGAAAUUAAUGAUGAAGUGAAGAGGCUUUGUGCAAGCAACUUCAACAGUAUCUUCUUUUUGGACUAGAUUUGUAGGAAGUCGGGAUAGACUUUUCUAAUACCAGUGGUCAUGAAUAAACACAGAUUCAGGGGACUAACUUUUUAUAACGCCUGUGGGUAUUUUACACAGAUGUGGGGGACUACCUUUUCUAACGCCUGUGGGUAUUAUACACAGGGGUGGGGGACUACCUUUUCUAACGCCUGGGGGUAUUAUACACAGGUGUGGGGGACUCCCUUUUCUAACGCCUGUGGGUAUUAUACCCAGGUGUGGGGGACUACCUUGCCUAAAGCCUGUGGGCCUUAUACACAGGUGUGGGGGACUACCUUUUCUAACUCCUGUGGGUAUUAUACACAGGUGUGGGGGGACUACCUUUUCUAACGCCUGUGUGUAUUAUACACAGGUGUGGGGGACUACCUUUUCUAAUGCCUGUGGGUAUUAUACACAGGUGUGGGGGACUACAUUUUCUAACGCCUGUGGGUAUUAUACACAGGCGUGGGGGACUACCUUGCCUAAAGCCUGUGGGCCUUAUACACAGGUGUGGGGGACUACCUUGUCUAACGCCUGUGGGUAUUAUACACAGGUGUGGGGGGACUACCUUUUCUAACGCCUGUGUGUAUUAUACACAGGUGUGGGGGACUACAUUUUCUAACGCCUGUGGGUAUUAUACACAGGUGAGGGGGACUACCUUUUCUAACGCCUGUGUGUAUUAUACACAGGUGUGGGGGACUACAUUUUCUAACGCCUGUGGGUAUUAUACACAGGUGAGGGGGACUACCUUUUCUAACGCCUGUGUGUAUUAUACACAGGUGUGGGGGACUACCGUUUCUAACGCCUGUGGGUAUUAUACACAGAUGUGGGGGACUACCUUUUCUGACGCCUGUGGGUAUUAUACACAGGUGUGGGGGACCACCUUUUCUAACGCCUGUGGGUAUUAUACGCAGGUGUGGGGGACUACCUUUUCUAACUCCUGUGGGUAUUAUACACAGGUGUGGGGGACCACCUUUUCUAACGCCUGUGGGUAUUAUACCCAGGUGUGGGGGACUACCUUGCCUAAAGCCUGUGGGUAUUAUACACAGGUGUGGGGGGCCUACCUUUUCUAACGCCUGUGGGUAUUAUACACAGGUGUUGGGGACUACCUUUUCUAACGCCUGUGGGUAGUAUACGCAGGUGUGGGGGACUACCUUUUCUAACUCCUGUGGGUAUUAUACACAGGUGUGGGGGACCACCUUUUCUAACGCCUGUGGGUAUUAUACACAGGAGUGGGGGACUACCUUUUCUAACGCCUGUGGGUAUUAUACACAGGUAUGAGGGACUACCUUGUCUAAUGCUGUUGAUUAUUAUACACAGGUAUAUAGGGCUAGUUUUUCUAACACCUGUUGAUAAACACAGGCAUGAGGAUAUUAAAGUGAUUUUAAUCUUGUCUGGUACUUUGACAUUGAUACGUCGGUAUGAGUACAUAUCAUCUGAGUCACACCUUACUAUGCUGGUGAACAUUACUACCACAAAAACUCGGGAGAAGGAAUUCCUGUUUCACAAAAAAUGAGAAUAUGUGCUAAUUUUAGUCAUGUUCUCACCUGGAUAGUGAUAACUCUGAACGAAUCAUGUUUCAUCACACUUGUUUAUUGUGUCAGUGACUUUUACUCUCAUUGUUAUCUUAUUAAAUUAUUUUAUACAUGA